GGCUUGAGACCUGGAAUAGGGGUGACAGGACAGGUUUCAUGUUGCACGGACUGGAUAUCAUAUUAUCCAUUGUCACUGAUAGUGUAUAUGUAUCUGGGGCCUUUGCCGGGACCGGAAGGCAAAGAGCGAGCAGGUUUCGUAUGCGCCUCUUGCGUUUUCACCGGGAACCGGAGAACGCAUGAGAGAAGUGUUUUGCAAGGGAGGGGUCCCGUGAUUCAGGAUGGAGCCGGGCUGUGUGCAUGCAACUAUGGCUACGGUAGAUGUCUCGAAGACAGCUACGUCUCGGAACGUGGCGGUAGAACGCAAGAACCUCAUAACCGUGUGCAGGUUCUCGGUGAAAACUCUGCUGGAGAAGACCACGGCUGAGCCCAUCGACGACACAUCUGAGGAGUUCAUCAACCUGGCCUCCAUCUUGGAGCACAUCCUGAGCCAUUGCUUCAAAGGGACGGGAAGCUGGUUUGACGGACAGCGUAGCUACUGGGACUUCAUCCGUCUGGCCUGUAGCAAAGUUCCCAACAGCUGCAUCAGCAGCAUAGAGAACAUGGAGAACAUCAGUUCCUCCCGUGCCAAGGGCAGAGCCUGGGUCCGCGUGGCCCUAAUGGAGAAGAGGCUGUCGGAGUACAUAGCCACGGCUCUGAGGGACAGCAGAACCACCCGAAGGUUCUAUGCAGAGGGAGCCAUCAUGCUGAGAGAAGAAGCCACAGUGCUGACUGGGAUGCUGAUAGGUCUUGGAGCCCUAGACUUCAGUUUCUGCUUGAAAGGGGAGGCCCUGGAUGGGAAAUCAUCAGCUGUGAUUGACUACACCCCCUACCUGAAGUUCACCCAGAGCUAUGACUACCAAAGUGAUGAGGAUGACAGGCGUAGCCUUGACAGCAGCACCAGCGACGACAGCGCCCCAGAGCAUCCCUACGUUCCCUUGGUGACGGACGAGGAGAGCUGGAGCACCAAAUGCCGCAAGAUGGAGCAGAGGUUCAAGAUUGUCUAUGCUCAGAAGGGCUACCUGGAGGAGCUGGUGCGUCUGCGGGAGAGCCAGCUGGAGAGGGCGGAGGCAGAGGCCCGCAGACUGAGUGCUCGUCUGGACAGGCUGCAGCAGCACAGCCUGCAGGAGAGGAGAGAGCUGGAGGCCAUCAUACUGGAGCUGCAGGAGCAGCUGACAAGCCUGAUUCCAUGUGACUCCAACCAUUUGUCCAAAGACUUGUCAAUCCCUCUGGUCAACCAAUGGCCAGUGCUCCAGCCCUUCAACAACCAUGAAGAGGGAAAGUUGUUCCACAGGAGGAGCCCUCCCAGCCCUGAGCUGCUGUCAGUGGAGAUCAGCCUGGACUCCGACUCCCAGCAGGCAGAAAACAAACACAACCCCGAGACAUGGGGCACCGCAGGUGAGGCCUUCCCUCGCUCCCUGGAGGCUCUGCAGGGCUCGCUGGUCUCUCUGCCCGGCUGCAAGUCUCUCUCCAGCCUGCGCUCCAGCGAGUGCCUGGUCCACAUCAGCACUGAGAACAGCCCUGCCCUCUCGCCCAGCUAGGAGGCGCUAGAGGGCCCCUCCAGACACUGUCAGCUCCAACCUCCUUGACAAACAAGACUACUGCUGGAAGAACAGGACGUUCUACAGUUCGGUUCUCCGAGAUCCUCUCCUCUCUCCACCUCGGCUCCAGAAGCUGCCCUUGAGGCUCAGACUAAGCCUUGUCUGACCUCCUGUCCAGACUGGGAGAGCUGCCAUCCCUGACUGAGGGACUGUGGGUGUACCGGUGUGUUGGGACUCCAUGGUGUCAACCUCCCCGUAGUAGAGCUGCAGAGUUGCCCCUUCGUUGUGUCAGUGUUGCUGGAUCCUCUGGCAUGCCCAGGAACUGCUUGCUGUGGUACAGGCUGAGCAAAGCCAUUACAUCCUGCAUCCAUAUUCCUCUGACCAACACAUGUAACCUUGCUAGGGUUGGGGAACUGUAUUAACCUGUCGGUCCAUUUGUCUUUGUCAGAUCAGUCUGUCGGUAGAACCAGGGUGUCCUCAGCCAACUAUGGCAUCGCUGGAGCUAGUGUGUGUGUGUCUGUGAGAUCAUUCAGAACAAACAUCAUUCUAUACUGUUAUUACAUUAUUACUGGUAGAGUCAACCAAGAAGGAAAAGAUCCAUAGGAUUCUGGUGGAGAGGGACGAUAAGGAGAGUAACUGAAUGAUUGUAAUAGUGUCCCCUAUGCUGGCACGGCAUGAGUGUUCUCUUGUGUUCAGUCACAGCCUGUAUCCAGGUUUACAGGUUAUGGCUGAAACUGUGAAGAAAUACCGUCUUGGUCAUUGAACAAAACUGUUUUAGUGUGUUCCAACCAGAGAUUCUCUCAUCCUCUGUCCUCUGCCCGCCUAGCCACAGGGUUUGAGAGAGCAGUCUCAGGAAGGAAGGUUUUUUGAUGAUUGCCGAGUGUAGAUUUGAAUUUCUUCGGUGUACUAUUUUUCUGUUGCUUUAUGAUUUCUUUAUGGUCACCGAUGACAUUUAAUUUAUAUUGAUUGUGUUAUUCUCUGUCUUGAAAGGGGAUUUGGAGCUUGAGGAGGAAUCAUGUCAUUUAAAAACUGCAAUAAAAACUGCCUUUGG
Hypomesus transpacificus is the source of this 2570-nucleotide messenger RNA. Its product is annotated as RUN domain-containing protein 3A-like. Bases 221 to 1519 code for a protein of 432 amino acids. Gene Ontology annotation, cellular component: cytosol. The record is from RefSeq and is a predicted model, not a curated record. The transcript is spliced from 11 exons. Lineage: Eukaryota; Metazoa; Chordata; Actinopteri; Osmeriformes; Osmeridae.